AUGUCUGCAGCCAGCUGUCUUCUAUCUGAAAAUCAGUUUCUGUGCUCCAUCUGUCAGGAUGUCUUCACUGAUCCAGUCUCCACACCAUGUGGACACAACUUCUGCAAAAACUGCAUCAGUCAACACUGGGAUAUCAGUGAGAGGUUUGAGUGCCCCAUGUGUAAAAAGGUGCUUGAGACCAGACCUGAGCUGCACAUCAACACUUUCAUCUCUGACAUGGUUUCUCAGUUCAGACGUGAAGCUCAGCAGAAAGUCAGCAGCAGCAGCUCAGAGCAACAAGCUGCCAAACCAGGAGAAGUUCCCUGUGACAUCUGCACUGGAACCAAACUGAAGGCUCUGAAGUCCUGCCUGGUGUGUCUAGCCUCCUACUGUCAGACUCACCUGGAGCCUCACCUGACAACGAAACGGCUGAAAAGACAUCAACUGAUCAAUCCAGAGGAGAACCUGGAAAGAAGGAUGUGUAUGAAACAUGAUAAACCUCUGGAGCUGUUCUGUAAGACCGAUCAGACAUGUGUCUGCAUGCUCUGCUCUGUUAUAGACCACAAGACUCAUGAGUUUGUUCCUCUGAGAGAAGAAUAUGAAGGAAAGAAGGCAGAGCUGGGGGAGACUGAGGCUGAAACUCAACAGAUGAUCACGAAGAGACGAAUGAAGAUUCAGGAGAUCGAAGAGUCAGUGAAGAUGAGUAAAGAUGCUGCAAACAGAGAGAAAGCAGAAGGUGUUCAGGUCUUCACUGCUCUGAAGGAGUCUGUUGACAGACACCUGAACGAGCUCAUAAAGGAGAUUGAAGAGAAACAGGAAACAACAAAGAAACAGGCUGAAGGUUUCAUCAAAGAUCUGGAACAGGAAAUCUCUGAGCUGAUGAAGAGAAGCUCUGAGGUGGAGCAGCUCUCACGCUCUAAAGAUCACCUCCACCUCCUCCAAAGCUUCUCAUCCGUGAAAGCUGCUCCAGCCACCAAGGACUGGAGAGAGGUCAGUAUCCAUCCACCAUCAUAUGAGGGGACUGUGGUGAGAGCUGUGGAUCAGCUGAAGGCAACACUUGAUGAAGAGACUGAAGAAUUGUUUGAGGCUGAGCUGAAGAGGGUCCAGCAGUAUGCAGUGGAUGUGACUCUUGAUCCUGAUACAGCACAUCCUUAUCUCAUCCUGUCUGAUAAUGGAAAACAAGUACACGUUGAUCAAGAGGAGAAUGAUCUUCCAGACAACCCAAAGAGAUUUUCUGAAUUUCCCAUUGUUUUAGGAAAGCAGAGUUUCUCAUCAGGCAGAUUUUACUUUGAGGUUCAGGUUAAAUCGAAAACCUUAUGGAUGUUAGGAGUGGUCAGAGAGUCAGUCAACAGGAACGAAGAAUUCACAGUUGAGUGGACUCCCAAGAAAGGUUACUGGUGUGUUUUUAAGGGAGAUGAAAAUCUUUGUGUAGCUCUUAAGGACCCUCCAGUCCGUGUUUCGCUUCAGUCUUAUCCUGAGAAGCUGGGGGUGUUUGUGGAUUAUGAAGAGGGUCUGGUCUCAUUUCAUGAUGUAGAGGAUGCAACACGUAUCUACUCCUUUACUGGCUGUUCCUUCACUGAGAAACUCUACCCAUUGUUCUUUCCCGGUGUUAAUGAUGAUGGUAAAAUCUGUCCACCUCUGAUCAUCUGUCCUGUGAUGGGUGAUGGUGACAACUGA
This is a messenger RNA of Pundamilia nyererei, 1656 nucleotides long. Its product is annotated as E3 ubiquitin-protein ligase TRIM39-like. Gene Ontology annotation, molecular function: protein binding; zinc ion binding. Bases 1 to 1656 code for a protein of 551 amino acids. The transcript has a single exon. NCBI's taxonomy places the organism in Eukaryota, Metazoa, Chordata, Actinopteri, Cichliformes, Cichlidae. The record is from RefSeq and is a predicted model, not a curated record.